GGGACGAAGACUCAAGAGUGAGGGAGAAACUAGAGAGAAAUAUAACUGGGUUGUGAACUAGUAUUGAUCAUACUUGUUAGGCAGAACUAGAGAGAGAUAUAGAGUUAAAAAGAAAUAAUGACAAGAUUUCCUCCAUUUGUAGCUAUAAGUGCAAACGUCAAUUCCACUAAAUUGUUCAUGACACAGGUAAAUAAAGGUGACCGGACCGGUUUUCUCGAAUUCAGUUCAGCCGAAGAAGUGCCUAGCUUAAAAGCAAAGUUUGCUGUGGAGAGUGCCGAAGAUGAUAGAUUUGUUCACAUAAAAUGUUGUUCCAGUAAUAAAUACUGGUGCUGGUGAUAUGUUCUUUUCUUAUACAUACAAUUUCAACUGUGUAAUGUAUUACUCACUUUGUCUAUAUUUUAUUACUGCGUGUUUGCACCUGUUUUUUUUUUUUGUUGUUUUUUUUUUAAGUGCACCUGGUUGAAAAUUGUAAAAGUACAUCCAUGUAUUUGGGAAGGUUGAGGUGUUGGAGUUGUUGCAUACUUGCAUCACUUCCCACCUUAUAUCCUUGAUUCAUUUCAGGAAUAUCUUUUAUCUCCCCUCAAAACAUACCAUCUUUAUCUUACCUUAAGGCUCCGUUUGGUAGGGCGUAAAAUGUUUUUCCGGAAAACUGUUUUCCUCUAUUUUCAGUUUUACAUUGUUUGGUUGGCAAAAGGGUGUAAAACCAUUUUCCCUUGGGGUAAAAUUACUCUCCCAAUUAUGGAAAACCAUUUUCCUUUCAAAAUGAAAGGAAAACUAUUUUCCUUAUCUCUCUUGUACACUCCUCUCACUACCUCCUUACUUUCCCUUUCAUUUUCCUUUCAUUUCAUCAUUUUUCUUACAUCGAACCAAACAACGGAAAACUAAUUUUGGAAUUGUGUUUUCCAUUGUAAAUUGUUUUCCAUGAAAAUCAUUUUACACUGAAAAUGUUUUACACCCUAUCAAACGGAGCCUAAAUGAUAGUUUUUGCCCAAAUUAAUCUAGAAAAAAAUAAUCCAAUUAAUGCCAUAAUUAAAACCCUCUCAUUUCUUUUCUCUCUGCCAAAUUGUGAAGUAAAUACUAGGGUCUAGGGGCAUAGGGCAAAAAAGUUGUGGCAAAUCGUGGCAUGGAGUAAUCCCUUGCAUUGUCUUAGUCUUACAUGAAUUUCUUCUUAGCUUUUGUUUUGUUGUUUUCGGGCUUUCCCCUGUUUUGCACCAUACAUUAGAGAAGAAAAUAUUUCGUAACUCCCUCCCCUCCCUAAUGGAGAUCAAUACAUUAGCCAGCGCGUAAAUUACUCACUAGAAAUCGACAGUAAAAAAUACAGAGUAAUAAAAUUUCGUUUAAUGAGUUAUCUUUUACUUAGUAUUAAUGUCUAUUUACAGUUUUACACUAAUUAGUUUAAUUUAGUGGAUAGAUAAGGUGUUUAUCUUCCAUAGCUAAUGAAAUUGAUACUUACCCACUUAGCAGAGUACAGAGUAUAAGUGUAUAAAUAGACUACUAGAAAAGAGAAGUUUUUUUUUUUUUUUUUCUGUUGAUGAUGAGGGGCUGAUAUUUUGUAACAUUAGUAACACUAGAGGUAGAAAAUCGGAGAUAUCGGAUAUCCCUAUGACGACGCUGAGAUUUCACAACUUUAGACGCAGAAAUAUAAUUUCAUGCAAUUCCAUUUGAGGCUUGCAUCACAAUCCCGAAGCCAGUAAAGUAAUACUCCCCCCGCUCAUAAUAUAAGUCUUUUUUUCUUUUAAAGUAUUCCAAAAUACAAGUUCUAUUUCUAUUUUUAAUCAAUAAUUAUGCUCAAAAUACUUUCAUGAAAUUCGUUUUAUUUGCAAAAGUUCUCAUAAUUUCAGCUUCCAAUGUAGGGUUAUUAAUGAUAAAAUGAAAUAUUUUUCCCCAUUGAACUCCUCUAUGCAUUAAAUCAUCCAACAUUAAUGUUCAGUUUUAUUUUUUGCUCAAAAGAAAAAAAAAAACAAUGUAAGUGUUUCCCAAUAAAAUGAAUCUUUUUAUUCAAAUAAAACAAGAUUUUAAUUUAGGUUAAUUCUUUUGUAAAAUCAGAAUCAAGAAUUAUAUCAUCGGACGGAACUUGGAAGGAGUAUGUCAUUUCCUAUUGAUUCCUUACUUAUGAUUAUUGCAGGACACCGAAGAGCGGUAGUUAUAUUAUUGCAGCUGCAAGCGUUACCAGUGGAAAAUAAAGACGUAGGCAAUUGUACAUUGUUUGAAGUAAAAACCAAUAUCUCUGGAUCCGAAUACUCGUUUACUCAUGUUCAGAGUGGAUGCCAACUUACUUAUAGCGAUUCAUCGUCUUGGCAUGUUGUACUUGGUACAAAUGGAUCUUCGUUUGAGGUAAAAAGUUUCGCAUUGCUAGUGAGAUUGCCCAAACGUGUAAUAUUCAAGGGCGACAACGGGAAUUAUCUCCGUGGUCGAAAACAACAACGUAAACCAUUGCCAAUACAAGGUGUAGGCCUAGCCCUUGGGGGCGUCGUCUGGAUAGAUGACAGUCAUGAGUACAACGAGUUUUCAGCAAAGGACAAGAAAGAGCUAUCAGGCCACUAUGAGAUCACCCACUUUAAUGGGACCAUCCGCAUCAAGUCGUUACAUUUUAACAAGUACUUGAGACGUUCUCGAGACGAUUGGAUUUGGGGCGAUUCCACCAGUAGCAGCAAUGAAGACCCUGACACAUUGUUUGAGGUGGUUGCGCUUGAAGACAAUGCCAUUGCUUUACGUAACUUAGGCAACAAGAAGUUUUGCAAACGACUAUCCGAUAGAGGCUUUGAGAACUGCUUCAAUGCUGCGGCACCACAUGCCGAAGGUGCAGCACAUUUGGUUGUACACGAGCCUGUGUCUUCCAGAAUAAUUAAUGUCCAAUACAAUCUUGCCGGUGCUAGAAUCAUCAGCCAAAAACUCGUUCUUCACAGAACUGAAACAGCUAACAACACUGGGAAAGGAAAAGAUGCUGAACUUUCGACGACAUUGAAAUACAAAAAAUCGAGGAAUACUACUUGGAGUUCAACUACUACCUCAAGAAAAACUGCUACUGCUCAAAUGAGUAUCAAGCUCCCCAAAUUUGUUGAUGGGAAGAUUGAGCUUUUUGAUGAGAUUUCAAAAGAGGAAUACUAUGAAAAGGGGUCAUUUUUGUCAGUGGAGCAAGAAGAUAAAUACAAAAUCUAUAUACCGCCAAUGACUAAGGGCAUAAUACGGGGGUACGUAAAAGAAGUCAUCUAUGAUAUUCCUUUUUCUUCCAUUCAGACUGAUACAUAUACCACUGCGGAGACAGUUGAAAUCAGAGUUGAAGACGGUAUUUGCCGUGGUUUUGAGGCCUAUGACACAGAAUUUAGAUCAGAACUGAUACCACUCUGAUCAUUCGAAUCUCAUUUCACGUUUGUGCACCAAAUUACAAAAUAAGGGGCUGUUAUAGCACAUAUAUAAAUAUGCAGAAAUCAGAAUAAAUCACCAAAAGAUCCUUUAUAAUAAGGAGUUCCCUUACCAGGAAUUCUUAGUACUGUUGUACUUUCAUUUUGUUGAAAGACCACUAUAAUUGUACUACAUAAAUCAUGCAUGAAAUCCUUAUCUUUAAUCUUUCAAAUAUAAUAGUAAUGGUAAUACCUCUUUUUCUGUGCCCAA
Messenger RNA from Beta vulgaris subsp. vulgaris (sugar beet), 3612 nucleotides. RefSeq lists its product as uncharacterized. Bases 2086 to 3348 code for a protein of 420 amino acids. The record is from RefSeq and is a predicted model, not a curated record. Lineage: Eukaryota; Viridiplantae; Streptophyta; Magnoliopsida; Caryophyllales; Amaranthaceae. The transcript has 2 exons.